Messenger RNA from Pyricularia pennisetigena, 261 nucleotides. RefSeq lists its product as uncharacterized. The record is from RefSeq and is a predicted model, not a curated record. NCBI's taxonomy places the organism in Eukaryota, Fungi, Ascomycota, Sordariomycetes, Magnaporthales, Pyriculariaceae. The coding region runs from base 1 to 261 and encodes 86 amino acids. The transcript is spliced from 2 exons.
AUGGUUGGGUGUGGUGUGCUGGAUGCUACCACCGUCUCCACUGCCGAGCCUAUGAUAUUCUGCGUCUGGCCAAUGUGGGAGGGCCAACGGGAGAAAGAAGGGCGAGGAGUGCACAAGGAGCAGGUGACCCGCCGCGGGACGCACGAGGAUGUCAUCGUCGAGCUACCGAGGUGCAGCUUUCGGCUUGAGAUCGUGCCGAACGGAGAGGAAACGAGAAGCAGGGCUAUACGAUAUGUUCCUACCGGUAUUAUGUAUUGGUAA